Messenger RNA from Leptosia nina, 627 nucleotides. NCBI's taxonomy places the organism in Eukaryota, Metazoa, Arthropoda, Insecta, Lepidoptera, Pieridae. The record is from the annotation of a GenBank genome assembly.
AUGGCUCUUAUAACUGCUUCCAUCGUCAUUACAAUAUUUAUUGUGCACGUAAAUUCAGAACAAGAAAACAUUUCGCCAAAACUAGGAGUCAAGAACUUGAUCACAAAAGUAGUAAAGGAACAAAGCAAUAAAAUAAACGAACUGCUCAACAAAAUACAAACAAAUGCGCAAAAGGUGCUACAGAAGCUAAGAAAUUUAAAUCAGAACCCAGUAUUGAAUGGAUCACCGAAAAAGGCAUCAAUGGACCGGACAGGACGGGGAAAAAGUUUGGGUCCUCAACAGUUGCAAAUAGAAGCACCGAGUACGGCAUCUGAAAGGAGUUUUACUUCUCAUUACUCUCCGAGCUCCUACGGAGUUAGUACAUCCUACGGUACAGCAACAUAUCAUCACCAUUCUAUUGGCUUCGACCCUUUUAACAUCGUAUUGUCCAUGUCACUACUAUCGAUCCUAUUCCAAGCGUUACAAGGUUUACUGGCAAACACGAGACUCCCAACACCAGUCAUAGAAGCGAAAAGCCUGGACCCCGUCGAAAGCUUUGUAAAGAAACUGCGAGACAAGAAAAAGAAAGACGUAGAGAGGAUGUACGCGAAGAAGUAUUGGAAGAAGCACAAGAACCUGAUAGACUGA